This is a messenger RNA of Ictalurus punctatus (channel catfish), 5089 nucleotides long. It is a transcript of the gene mov10a, whose product is annotated as Mov10 RISC complex RNA helicase a. The record is from RefSeq and is a predicted model, not a curated record. Gene Ontology annotation, molecular function: ATP hydrolysis activity; 5'-3' RNA helicase activity; RNA binding. Lineage: Eukaryota; Metazoa; Chordata; Actinopteri; Siluriformes; Ictaluridae. The coding region runs from base 55 to 3081 and encodes 1008 amino acids. The transcript has 22 exons.
AGGGGUUACUACACAGCAGAGGAACUGUAACUCUAGCAGCUGUUUAACAGAGCAAUGCCUUCACUCAGAGAAGUUUGCGAAGUUGGCUUGGAUUUCAUCGAGUUCUUGGGGGAGAGAAAAUCAAAAACGGACAAAAAAGAACUUCGAGACAUUUACAACCUCGAGUUUAAAAGGGAAGGAGGACCUGCUUUUUCUAGGUUGGUCUCCGCCUUGGUGUGUUUCAACAAAGCCAGUAUAAGACGAGGUGAAGUUGUCCUGCAUGGCAAAUCUCAGAUACGUCUGUACUACUGUGACCAGUGGAGAUCCAGGACACACUCAAAUCCGACUGUAGGCUCGAGACCUGAUCAUGAAGACAGCACAGCUCCAGACUCUAGACAAGGUGCCCCGUACUCAUCACCCCGUGUCAACCCUGUCCUCAUGCCAAAAAAACGACUGGCUCAGGAAACCCUUAAAAAACUCAGGGCAAACAGACCACAGCUUAUCUCUGACAAGGGAGGCAUCGAGGUCACAUCAUCUCCUGUAGGCAGAAAUGGAAAGGUCGUGCUCAAUAUUGAGCUUCUAGACACAGUGUAUGUGGUGAAGUUCCAAAUCGUAAAUAAAGGACAAAAGUGCAUUCACUUCACCUUCUACACAGCGCUGCACAGGAUACGUUGCUUCACUUUAGUUGAUGAGAGGAGAGUGAGCAGGGUUUCCCCUCUGCUCCUUUGUCCAGGUGAGAGCUAUGCAGUUGAGGUGAAGUACCAAGCUCGCAACUAUGGCUAUUUCCCAGCCACGAUGUACUUUGAGUUCUGCCCCGAGUCCGAGUCUUCAGAACCCCCCAAACCAUUCUGCAUUGUGAGGGAAAUUGAGGCAGUGGUGCACACUCAGUUGAGCACUGAUCUGGGCCCAACAAGUCCAUAUAGAGCCAGACAGAAAGGGCAGAAUCGCCCCAAGGACCGAGUGGUGGAGGAGGGUGUGCCUCCUGAGAGCAUGACGCAUGCUUUAAAACAGCCUGUGAAGCUCAAAGACUAUAAGUACUCCGCUUACCUGAAGAACUUGGUCCACCACUGGAAUAGUGAUGGUGAGAAACUUUCUCCUACAGCCAGGCAGCAGCUUCACAGAGCGAGAGGUUUGUUGGAGUCGCCCAUGUCUGUAAAGCAGUAUGCUGAACGUUUCCAACUUAUCCUACACCUAGAGGAGAUUCAAAUGGAAGAGGAUAUAAAGAAGUAUGAUCUGUAUGGCCAGACCAUGAAACAGGACAAAAUGAACAAAAACCUACUUGUACUGCGGGUACCUGGCGUGGCAGAGAACAGGCCAUCUGUGCUAAGAGGAGAUAACUUGAAUGUGUAUUUGUCUGAAGAUAAGGCCCAGCCUAUCACUGUGUAUAAAGGCUAUGUUCAUCGUGUAGAGCUGGAGAGUGUUAAGCUGGGGUUUUCUAAGAAGCUUAUAAAGAAAUUCAUUCCCAAAAUGAAGUUUAAUGUGGAGUUCAGCUUCAAUCGCUUCCCACUUAAGCUCCAGCAUCGAGCUGUACAGCUGGUGGCUGAACACAGGCUGGGAGACGUGUUGUUUCCCAUUCACAAUGGAGUCAAGCAGGCGGCCCUGCCAAAGCUAAGGAUAUACAACCGAGAUCUGGAGACCAACCCUGAGCAGAAGGCAGCAGUGCAACACAUUUUGUCUGGCCAAUAUAAACCUGCCCCCUACCUGAUCUUUGGUCCACCCGGCACAGGAAAAACUGUCACGCUGGUCGAGGCCAUAAAACAGGUGAAUAAAUCUGGUCCUGGUGUCCAUGUUCUGGCCUGUGCACCUUCGAAUAGUGCUUGUGAUCUGCUGUGUGAGAGGUUGCUGGGAUUCGUGGAUGCCCAUCGACUGUUUCGUCUCUAUGCCUGCAGUAGAGACCCCCGUACUGUGCCACUGAAACUACUGAAAUACAGUAAUUGGCUAGAAAUGCAGGACAGUUUCAUCUUGCCCUCAAAGGAAACUCUGAUGAACUACACCAUCAUCGUGGUCACGCUCAUCACUGCUGGAAGGCUUGUAUCUGGAGGCAUCCCAGUGGGUCACUUUACGCACAUCUUCAUAGAUGAGGCUGGGCAAGUUGUGGAACCUGAAUGUGUUGUCGGAAUUGCUGGUCUUCUCCAUCCCGAGAAGGGCCAGCUGGUUUUGGCUGGAGACCCUAAGCAGCUUGGCGCUGUCCUUAGAUCUCCACUGGCACAACAACACGGACUGGGGCUUUCACUGUUGGAGAGACUGAUGACCCAAAUCUCCCUCUAUCAGAAGAACCAAGAUGGCCGCCAGGGUUAUGACAGUUGUUUUGUCACAAAGCUACUACGUAACUAUAGGUCUCAUCCUGCUAUUCUGAAAAUCCCUAAUGAACUUUUCUAUGACAAUGAGCUGCAAGUAUUUGCAAAUCAAAUGGAGCGAGAGGCCUUCUGCAAGUGGGAGCACCUUCCGAAACAGGGCUUCCCAGUGAUAUUCCAUGGGGUGAUGGGAAAAGAUGAGAGAGAAGCAAACAGCCCAUCCUUUUUCAAUGUGAGCGAAAUAGAGGUCCUCAUCGGCUACCUCAAAAAACUCCUGCAAAGUCAUGGAAAGAAGGGUCUGCCCAAACUCAGUGCCAGUGACAUUGGCAUCAUUGCUCCCUACAGGAAGCAAGUGGAUAAAAUGCAGAAAGCUCUCAAAGCAGUCAGAGAACUACAUCAGUGGAAAGACAUUAAGGUGGGCUCAGUGGAGGAGUUCCAGGGGCAGGAGAAAAUGGUGAUCAUGGUGUCUGCAGUCAGAAGCAGCAACAGCUAUGUUAAGAUGGACCAAGAUUUUAACAUUGGUUUCCUCACAAAUGAGAAGAGGUUUAAUGUAGCCAUGACCAGAGCCAAAGCUCUGCUUAUUGUGGUAGGAAACCCUGUCAUCCUGAGCAAGAAUCCCACCUGGCAGAGGUUUUUUCAGUACUGUGAACAAGAGCAGGGCUACACUGGCUUUGACUACAAGGAUUUUGAGGGGGAGGACGAUGUGGUGACUCGACUGGCAUCUUUAAAAAUCCAUACCUCUGCUGAUGAAAUAGAAGCGAGUGCAGUGCAACAGCAUGUGCAUCCAGAGUGGAGGAACGAACAGUAACAAUUCCCACAGAUCAACCGUCGACCAUGUGCGCAGUGAGAAUCUGGGCUGUGACCAUUGCAGCACCUUCCUAAACUGUUGAGAGAGCUGCUAAGAGCAGAGAGACACAUUCAAAAGUUAAUACCAACAGUACUACCUGAAACAUUUCCUCAUGUGCUGAUGUGAUACAUAGUUACAUUGUUUUCAUAUUAGAUUAUAUUUCCUACUUCAAUUAAGGUACCAUAAAUAAAAAAAUCAUCACAGAUCACAUUCGAUAAAUUUAUCCUUAAAGUAAAUUGAACAAAAUGAUCAAGUGCUUAGUACAAAAUCAUUUUAUGUGUUCAUGAUUUCUUGCUUUCAGAGUGAAUCAUUGACUAUGUUUACAUGGACAGCAGUAAUCUAAUUAUUGACCGUACUCUGAGUAAGAUAAUAAUGAUUAUAAUAGUGAUUAAGGUGUUUACAUGAGUCGCUUUUAGAAUACUCCUGUCAUGUUCCCGUUUUACAUGUUUUAGAACAUAAUUAGAUUAACGGCACACGUCAUUACGUCACCGCGCCACGCCGUCCGACUCCCUCCAGAAUUUCACGUAUCAACAUACAGUUUUGGGUGUUUUUAUUUUUUUUUUUUAUGAACGCUUUAAGUGCAGUUAAUUAUUUGUCGUGCUAUACGUGCUAAUAGACAACUGCUUGAAGCCGUGGGCUGCGUCCCAAACCGCGUACUUACCGUCUAUAUAGUAGCCAAGAUACAUGUAUUUUUCCCCACUACAGGCCUAUAGUAGGCAAAUAUGCAGUUUGGGACGCAGCCGAACUCUCUUGUUCGCCGUGAAAUGUUGAGCACUGCCGUGUGCUCUCACAUGUUCAUAAUGUGAUUAAGGGGUUUACAUGUCUGUAAUACUCAUCGAUAAUGCGACUAAAACAGGAAUACUCCACCUGUCUUAAUCCGAUUAGUGUUUACUUCGAGUAUGACCUUAAUCAGAUUAAGGUCAUUAACAAUUGCUGUUUACAUGCUAGUUUCUUAAUCACAGUAUCGUCUUAAUGGGGUUAAGAGUGGAUUAUUGUUGUCCAUGUAAACACACUGAUUGACCUUUUGGUAUAUCUUUAUAAGGCUACCUGUAGUCCUUUUUGAUCAAUGCUUUUUUGAAAGAGGUUGGUUUGUUUGUCUAGUUUAAAAAAUGAGGUUAGUUUGUCUAGUUGAACAUUUAUGUGAACUGCCGUUUUAAAGCCUUAAUCAGUUCUCAGUCCAUUAACAGAAACUGCUUGCAUUUUUUGAGGGAAAAACAACAAUAAUGCAAUUUAUUUAAAUUUCACCUUUCCAUGCUCUACAAAGACCAUACAUGUUCACACAUCAUAUUCUUACUGGAGUUGGGCAAUAAAUGCAAUAAAAAACUUUUCUAUAAAAAUGUCUACAUUCGAUGUUACUUUCACACUGCCGUCUAGGAUCCUGAAAAGGCAACAUACUAUACAGAAUGGGCUUGUUCCAAAACCAAAUUUAUUUACUUAGAAUUUAUUCAAUAUUCCAGACUUUCAGAUGAAAAGUAAGAUAUUUUAGUAACCUGGAACUGCAAGUUAUAACAAAUGAUCAAAGAAACAAACACACAAAUUAAGUGUAGAUAUUGUGCUCCUUUAUUUUGUGUGCUAUAAUUGAUGGUAUGGUGCCGUUUGACUACUGAGUGAUAUGUUCUGUCUUACAUCUCUGGCAAGUUCUAAAUUCAGAACAUCACACAUUAUAUCUGUGUACUUGGUUUGUAUAGUUUGCAUUCUUUAUCCAACUAGAUUUAGAUGCUACAAAUGAAGAGCAACAAAGUUGUUACUUUGAAUAUUUACUAUACAGUACAUAGAGGUUACUGAAGUCAGAGUGUAGAAAAACAAACAGCAGUGAGUUCAAUCUUUAGCAUUAAGACCGUGCUGUGUGAGGUUGACUUUUAAUCACUUAUCAUCUGAAAGGGGCAGUAAUGUAAACUAUUGAUACAGAAUCUUACUAAAAGCUGUAUCUGCACAUCAUCCUUGCAAGCAAAAUAAUAAAAAAAAAUAA